AUGCGUCCGGAAGUCGAGCAGGAGCUCGCCCACACGCUCCUGGUGGAGCUGCUGGCCUACCAAUUCGCCUCCCCCGUCCGAUGGAUUGAGACCCAAGAUGUCAUCCUCGCCGAGCAGCGCACCGAGCGCAUUGUCGAAAUCGGUCCCGCAGAUACCCUGGGAGGCAUGGCACGACGGACACUAGCCUCCAAGUACGAGGCCUACGAUGCCGCCACCUCAGUGCAGCGCCAGAUUCUGUGCUAUAAUAAGGACGCCAAGGAGAUCUACUACGAUGUCGACCCCGUGGAGGACGAGCCCGAGCCCACCCCGGAGGCCGCGCCUUCAGGGCCCGCAGCCCCGGCAGCCGCCCCUGCAGCGGGAGCUCCUCCCCCUCCCCCCAGUGCCGGCCCCGCGGCCGCAGUCGAAGAUGCCCCUGUCACAGCAGUCGAUGUACUGCGCACAUUGGUUGCUCAAAAGUUAAAGAAGAGCCUGGCAGAUGUGCCACUGUCAAAAGCCAUUAAGGAUCUUGUUGGAGGCAAGUCCACAUUACAGAAUGAAAUCCUGGGUGACCUGGGUAAAGAGUUCGGUUCCACACCAGAGAAGCCCGAGGAUGUCCCUCUCGACGAGCUCGGUGCCUCGAUGCAGGCCACUUUCAACGGCCAAUUGGGCAAGCAGUCCUCUUCUUUGAUCGCCAGGAUGGUCUCCGCGAAAAUGCCUGGUGGUUUCAACAUCACCGCAGUGAGGAAAUACCUGGAGACCCGCUGGGGUCUGGGAGCCGGUCGUCAAGACGGUGUCCUUCUCCUCGCGCUCACCAUGGAGCCCGCGGCUCGUUUGGGAUCCGAGGGUGAUGCCAAGGCCUACCUGGACGAUGUGGCCAACAAGUAUGCUGCUAGCGCUGGCGUCAGCCUCUCAGCCCCUACUGCCGGUGGUGACGGCGGCGGUGGCGGCGGUGGUAUGGUGAUGGACCCUGCUGCUAUCGAUGCUCUGACCAAGGACCAGCGUGCCUUGUUCAAGCAGCAGCUUGAGAUCAUUGCCCGCUACCUCAAGAUGGACCUCCGCGAGGGUGAGAAGGCUCACGUCAUCUCCCAGGAGAGCCAAAAGGCGCUGCAGGCACAGCUUGACCUGUGGCAGGUGGAGCACGGUGACUUCUACGCCUCCGGCAUUGAGCCCUCUUUCGACCAGCUGAAGGCCCGUGUCUACGACUCCUCAUGGAACUGGGCUCGUCAAGAUGCCUUGAGCAUGUACUACGAUAUCAUUUUCGGUCGUCUCCAGGUCGUCGACCGCGAGAUUGUCAGCCAGUGUAUCCGCAUCAUGAACCGCUCCAACCCCCUCCUCCUUGACUUCAUGCAGUACCACAUCGACAACUGCCCUACCGACCGUGGCGAGACCUACCAGCUGGCCAAGGAGCUUGGCCAGCAGCUCAUCGAGAACUGCCGCGAGGUGCUCGAGGUCGCCCCUGUCUACAAGGACGUUGCUGUCCCUACCGGUCCUCAAACUUCCGUCGAUGCCCGUGGAAACAUUGGCUACAAGGAGGUGCCCCGUACUAGUGCUCGCAAGCUCGAGCACUACGUUAAGCACAUGGCUGAAGGAGGCCCAAUCUCCGAGUACAGCAACCGCACCAAGGUCCAGAACGACCUCAAGCAGGUCUACAAGCUCAUCCGCAAGCAGCAUCGUCUCUCCAAGUCUUCCCAGAUCCAGUUUGACACCCUGUACAAGGAUGUUGUUCGCGCUCUCGGCAUGAACGAGAGCCAGAUCAUUCCCCAGGAGAACGGCCACGCCAAGAAGGGUGGCUCCGCCAAGCGCACCCUCAGCCACCCCGGCAAGGUUGAGACCAUUCCCUUCUUGCACUUGAAGAAGAAGACCGAGCAUGGUUGGGACUACAACAAGAAGCUCACCGGCAUCUACCUCAAUGUCAUGGAGUCCGCCGCCAAGGACGGUCUGAGCUUCCAGGGCAAGAACGUUCUCAUGACCGGUGCCGGUGCCGGUUCCAUUGGUGCCGAGGUCCUGCAGGGUCUGAUCAGCGGUGGUGCCAAGGUCGUUGUCACCACCAGUCGCUUCUCCCGUGAGGUGACCGAAUACUACCAGGGCAUGUAUGCCCGUUUCGGUGCCCGUGGCUCCCAGCUGGUUGUCGUGCCCUUCAACCAGGGCAGCAAGCAGGAUGUUGAGGCUCUGGUCGAAUACAUCUACGACACCAAGAAGGGUCUCGGCUGGGACUUGGACUUUGUCGUUCCCUUCGCCGCCAUUCCCGAGAACGGCCGUGAGAUUGACAACAUCGACUCCAAGUCUGAGUUGGCUCACCGUAUCAUGCUGACCAACCUGCUCCGUCUUCUUGGUUCCAUCAAGACCCAGAAGCAGACUCACGGCUUCGAGACUCGCCCCGCUCAGGUCAUCCUGCCUUUGUCUCCUAACCACGGAACUUUCGGUAACGACGGUCUGUACUCCGAGUCCAAGCUCGCUCUCGAGACUCUCUUCAACCGCUGGUACUCUGAGAACUGGGGCCACUACCUCACCAUCUGUGGUGCCGUCAUUGGCUGGACCCGUGGCACCGGUCUCAUGGGUGGUAACAACAUGGUCGCUGAGGGUGUUGAGAAGCUUGGUGUUCGCACUUUCUCCCAGCAGGAGAUGGCCUUCAACCUUCUCGGUCUGAUGGCCCCUGCCAUCGUCAACCUGUGCCAGCUUGACCCCGUCUUCGCCGAUCUCAACGGUGGUCUUCAGUUCAUUCCUGACCUGAAGGGCCUGAUGACCAAGCUCCGCACCGACAUCAUGGAGACCAGCGACGUUCGCCAGGCUGUCAUCAAGGAGACCGCCAUCGAGCACAAGGUCGUCAACGGCGAGGACAGUGGAGCUUUGUACAAGAAGGUUGUCGCGGAGCCCCGUGCCAACAUCAAGUUCGAGUUCCCCAACCUGCCUGAUUGGGAGGAGGAAGUCAAGCCUCUCAACGAGGGCCUCAAGGGCAUGGUCAACCUGGACAAGGUUGUCGUUGUCACCGGUUUCUCCGAAGUCGGUCCCUGGGGUAACUCCCGUACCCGUUGGGAGAUGGAGUCCCAGGGCAAGUUCUCCCUGGAGGGCUGUGUUGAGAUGGCCUGGAUUAUGGGUCUGAUCAAGCACCACAACGGUCCUCUCAAGGGCAAGGCCUACUCCGGCUGGGUUGACGCCAAGUCCGGUGACCCCGUUGACGACAAGGACAUCAAGCCCAAGUACGAGAAGCACAUCCUGGAGCACACUGGUAUCCGUCUCAUCGAGCCUGAGCUCUUCAAGGGUUACGACCCCAAGAAGAAGCAGCUGCUCCAGGAGAUCGUCAUCCAGGAGGACCUCGAGCCCUUCGAGUCUUCCAAGGAGACCGCCGAGGAGUUCAAGCGUGAGCACGGAGACAAGGCCGAGAUCUUCGAGAUCCCCGAGUCUGGCGAGUACACCGUCCGCCUUCGCAAGGGUGCCACCAUGCUCAUCCCCAAGGCACUCCAAUUCGACCGCCUUGUCGCUGGUCAGGUGCCCACUGGUUGGGACGCCAGCCGCUACGGUAUCCCCGAUGAUAUCAUCGAGCAAGUCGACCCCGUCACUCUGUACGUUCUCGUCUGUACCGCCGAGGCCAUGUUGUCUUCCGGUAUCACCGACCCCUACGAGUUCUACAAGUAUGUCCACCUUUCUGAGGUUGGUAACUGCAUUGGUUCCGGUAUCGGUGGUACCCACGCCCUGCGUGGUAUGUACAAGGACCGCUUCUUGGACAAGCCCAAGCAGAAGGAUAUCCUGCAGGAGUCUUUCAUCAACACCAUGAGCGCUUGGGUUAACAUGUUGCUUCUGUCCUCCACCGGUCCCAUCAAGACCCCCGUCGGUGCUUGCGCCACCGCUGUCGAAUCCGUUGACAUUGGUUACGAGACCAUUGUUGAAGGCAAGGCCCGUGUCUGCUUCGUUGGUGGUUUCGAUGACUUCCAGGAGGAGGGCUCUUACGAGUUCGCCAACAUGAAGGCCACCAGUAACGCCGAGGAUGAGUUCGCUCACGGCCGUACCCCUCAGGAGAUGUCUCGUCCUACCACCACCACUCGUGCUGGAUUCAUGGAGUCCCAGGGUUGCGGUAUGCAGCUGAUCAUGACUGCUCAGCUGGCCCUUGACAUGGGUGUUCCCAUUCACGGUAUCAUCGCCCUGACCACCACCGCCACUGACAAGAUCGGUCGCUCCGUUCCCGCCCCUGGCCAGGGUGUCCUGACCACCGCCCGCGAGAACCCCGGCAAGUUCCCAUCUCCCCUUCUCGACCUGAAGUACCGUCGCCGCCAAUUGGAUCUGCGCAAGAAGCAGAUCAACGAGUGGCAGGAGUCCGAGCUCCUCUACCUCCAGGAGGAGGCCGAGGCCAUGAAGGCUCAGAGCGACGAGACCUUCAACGAGUCCGAGUACUUGCAGGAGCGUGCUGCGCACAUUGAGCGCGAGGCCGUCCGCCAAGAGAAGGAUGCUCAGUACAGCCUGGGCAACAACUUCUGGAAGCAGGACUCCCGCAUCGCUCCCCUCCGUGGUGCCAUGGCCACUUGGGGUCUCACUGUUGACGAUAUUGAGGUUGCUUCCUUCCACGGUACUUCCACUGUUGCCAACGACAAGAACGAGUCCGAUGUGCUCUGCCAGCAGAUGAAGCACCUUGGACGCACCAAGGGUAAUGCACUCAUGGGUAUCUUCCAGAAGUACCUUACUGGUCACCCCAAGGGUGCUGCCGGUGCUUGGAUGUUCAACGGUUGUUUGCAGGUCCUGGACAGCGGUCUUGUCCCCGGUAACCGCAACGCCGAUAACGUUGACAAGGUCAUGGAGAAGUUCGAUUACAUCGUCUACCCCAGCCGCAGCAUCCAGACCGACGGUGUCAAGGCCUUCUCCGUCACCUCCUUCGGUUUCGGUCAGAAGGGUGCUCAGGUCAUCGGUAUCCACCCCCGUUACCUGUACGCCACUCUCGAGAAGUCCCAGUACGAGGCCUACAAGACCAAGGUCGAGGCCCGCCAGAAGAGAGCUUACCGCUACUUCCACAACGGUCUGAUCAACAACACCAUCUUCGUCGCCAAGAACAAGGCUCCUUACGAGGAUGACCUCCAGAGCAAGAUCUUCUUGAACCCUGACUACCGUGUCUCCCUUGACAAGAAGACCUCCGAGCUCAAGUACUCCUCUGCUUCCCCCGAGGCCAAGCAAUCCGAGGCCACUCGCCAGACCGUCGAGUCCCUCGCCAAGGCCAACGCCGCCGAGAACUCCAAGAUCGGCGUCGACGUCGAGCACAUCGAUUCCGUCAACAUCGACAACGAGACCUUUGUUGAGCGCAACUUCACCCAGAGUGAGCAGGACUACUGCCGCCAGGCGGCUUCCCCCCAGUCCUCGUUCGCCGGCCGCUGGAGCGCCAAGGAGGCUGUCUUCAAGUCCCUCGGUGUCAGCAGCAAGGGUGCCGGUGCCGCUCUCAAGGAGAUUGAAAUCGGUGUCGAUGCCAACGGUGCCCCCACUGUGAACCUCCAUGGUGCCGCCGCCGCUGCCGCCAAGCAAGCCGGUGUUAAGCAGGUCAGCGUCAGCAUCAGCCACAGUGACUCUCAAGCCGUCGCCGUUGCCGUGUCGCAGUUCUAA
Molecule: messenger RNA, 5556 nt
Organism: Penicillium brevicompactum
Lineage: Eukaryota; Fungi; Ascomycota; Eurotiomycetes; Eurotiales; Aspergillaceae
Product: trifunctional fatty acid synthase subunit FAS2
Exons: 3
Coding region: 1-5556 (1851 amino acids)
Biological process (GO): long-chain fatty acid biosynthetic process
Cellular component (GO): fatty acid synthase complex
Molecular function (GO): fatty acid synthase activity; holo-[acyl-carrier-protein] synthase activity; 3-oxoacyl-[acyl-carrier-protein] synthase activity
Source: RefSeq, a predicted model, not a curated record